Messenger RNA from Zingiber officinale, 855 nucleotides. Its product is annotated as ethylene-responsive transcription factor LEP-like. Gene Ontology annotation, molecular function: DNA binding; DNA-binding transcription factor activity. The record is from RefSeq and is a predicted model, not a curated record. NCBI's taxonomy places the organism in Eukaryota, Viridiplantae, Streptophyta, Magnoliopsida, Zingiberales, Zingiberaceae. The transcript has a single exon. The coding region runs from base 1 to 855 and encodes 284 amino acids. Gene Ontology annotation, biological process: regulation of DNA-templated transcription.
AUGGGUUUUUCCUUCGUCUUCUCCUCCUCUGCUACAAGCUCUGAUCUCACUCAGGACAAGCAAAGCAAACGCAGGCAACAAAAGAAACCGCACGACAACAGCAGCAACAAUGAGGCCAAUGGCAAUAGGGACACUGGUGGCAGCAGCAGGUAUCUGGGUGUGAGGCGCCGGCCAUGGGGACGGUAUGCAGCCGAAAUACGCGCCCCGGCGACCAAGGAGCGGCACUGGUUGGGUACCUUCGACACGGCAGAGGAAGCGGCCGUGGCGUAUGACUGCGCCGCUCGCACCCUGCGCGGCGCCGGUGCCCGCACCAACUUCGCCUACCCCGACCUCCCGCCGGGCUCCUCAGUCACUCCCUUCCUCUCACCGGACCUCCAACCCCCGCCCUCCACCUUCCUUUACCCCCCUCCACCGGCCCCCGCACCGCAGGAGCCCGUCCAUCGCACGACUACCUUUGCCUCUCUCGGAACUCACGACGGCUACAAUUCUUUCGCAAGUAGCUCGUCCAACAACGACGGCGCAGCUCAUUACUAUUACCAACAGCAGCCGGAGGGCGGUUUCCAAUACACAAACGCAAUGCAUCCCCCGUCUCAGCCGGUGGUUCCAGCGGGGCCAUCAGCAUGGGAGACCAGUGUUAUCCCGGCUGCUGAGGAUCUCCCGACAGAGCUAGGGGCAGCGGGAUCAGCAGCGUGGUGCGACGCCGGGGAGUUCAACGGAUACGACUCCCCGACCGCGCACGGGAUCCUCUUCGAUGAAGGCUACGUGCACAGCCCCCUGUUCGGGCCAAUGCCGGCGGUUGACGACGUCGCCUCCGACAGCUUCCAGCUCGGCAGCUCCUCUUACUACUACUAUUGA